Messenger RNA from Sporisorium graminicola, 2511 nucleotides. RefSeq lists its product as uncharacterized. The record is from RefSeq and is a predicted model, not a curated record. The transcript has a single exon. Gene Ontology annotation, biological process: proteasome-mediated ubiquitin-dependent protein catabolic process; ubiquitin recycling. Gene Ontology annotation, molecular function: ubiquitin binding. Gene Ontology annotation, cellular component: cytoplasm; nucleus. Bases 1 to 2511 code for a protein of 836 amino acids. Lineage: Eukaryota; Fungi; Basidiomycota; Ustilaginomycetes; Ustilaginales; Ustilaginaceae.
AUGUCAACGACGUACAAGCUGUCUGCUACUUUGGAACAGCAUGCAGCUGAUGUUCGCUGCGUAUCUGCCAGUAAUGCAGAAGUCAGCAAGGAUUGUCGAGGCGAUCUCGUGCUCACCGGCUCGCGAGAUCGACGCGCCAUCGUUUGGUCGCGCACCAACAGCAACCAGUUCACCCCUGCGUUAGAGCUCGGCAAUCACGAAGGCUUCGUCAACGCAUCUGCUCUCCUUCGCUCCAAUGCACCCUACGCCAUCACUGCGGGUCAAGACAAGCUCAUCUACGCAUAUCAGCUUCUCGCCACUGAGGGCAACAUCACUGUCCAGCUCGACCCAAAGACGAGCGAGCCGCAGCCAUCGCGCACAUUGAUAGGUCACACGGAAAACGUGUGUGCGCUCGAUGCAGGCCCACACGGUCAGUACCUCGUCAGUGGCAGCUGGGACAAGACUGCCAAGGUCUGGAGGAACUGGGAAUGCAUCGCCACGCUCAAGGGCCAUGAGCAGUCGGUCUGGGCUGUCCUCGCCGUCGAUCAGGAUAGAGUGCUGACGGCGUCGGCGGACAAGAUGAUCCGCUUGUGGUCCAUCUCGAAUCCGGCCAAGCCGCUUGCCGUUUUUGGAGGGCACACCGACGCUGUGCGCGGGUUGACAUUGCUCGAAGGCGGAGAGUCGUUCGCGAGCUGCGGGAACGAUGGCAACAUUCAUCUGUUCUCGUUGCACGGCGCAUCGUCGGCGGCAGGCAGCGCGCCCAUCCAACCUGUGCAGACGCUGUCCGGUCAUACGAGCUUUGUGUACAGCCUGGCUACUAUUCCGGGCGGCAAGGGCGAGCUGGUCAGCUCGGGCGAGGACCGCAGCGUCCGCAUCUGGCGCGACGGGGCGCUGGUCCAGACUCUCACGCUUCCAGCCAUCUCGGUCUGGUCAGUAUCUGUCCUGCCGAACGGAGACAUCGUCGCCGGCUCGUCGGAUGCUGCAGCGCGUGUCUUUACCCGGGAUGCAUCGCUGGCUGCGGAUGAAGCGACGCUCAAGGCGUACGAGCACGCGGUUUCGACGCAGACGCUCAACCAGACGCAGGUGGGCGAUAUCAAGAAAGACGACCUGCCCGGCCCCGAUGCGCUCUCGCAACAGGGGACCAAGGAGGGACAGACCAAGAUGGUCAAGAACGGAGACAUCGUGGAGGCGCACCAGUGGAGUGCGGCCUCACAGCAGUGGGUCAAGAUUGGCGAAGUGGUUGGCGGCGUCGGAUCCGGUCAGAAGAAGCUGUACGAGGGCAAGGAGUACGACUACGUGUUUGACGUCGAUAUCGCGGAUGGUGUUCCGCCACUCAAGCUCCCCUUCAACCUCAGCGAAAACCCGUACGCGGCUGCGCAAAAGUUCUUGGAGAAGAACGACUUGCCGCAGCAGUAUAUCGACCAGGUGGUGCAAUUUAUCGACAAGAACACUUCGGGAGUGAAUCUGGGUGGACCGCAGUAUGCGGAUCCUUACACAGGUGCUAGCAGGUACCAGCCUUCGGGGUCUUCUUCUUCCAGUAGUGGGGGAGGAGCUGCUGCCGUUCCGCCGACGAGUGCUGAUAGCGGCACCUACACCGGCGCACGCAACGUCGAUCCUUUUACGAGCUCUGUUAACCCUGCAUCAUCUGCCGCCCCGGCCGGUUUGGCGGGUACUGCUCCCUCGGCAGCAUCGUCGUCGUCGGGUCGAAUCCUCCCGCAGCGUACGUUCUUGGCGUUCAAGACAGCCAACUUCUCAGCGAUCAAAAACAAGCUGGCUCAAGUCAACCAACAAGAAUCAGCACCGCUGUCGCCAUCGGAACUGGACCAGGUCAACCAAGUCAUCGCUCAACUCGAGUCCGCCUCUUCAUCCGGCAGGCUUGAGAUCGACGCGCUGCGCAAAGCAAUCUCGACGUGGAGCGCCGGUUCGCGCCUGCCGGCGCUCGACCUGAUCCGAUGUGCUGCUGCAGCAGGCACGACCACUGCGCCGCUUGAGAUUGCACGCGAGGUAUUCGAAGCGUCCUCCUGGGCCUCGGACUGGCCCGCGGGAGCCGGCUCGGAGGCCAAAGCGCGAGACGUCAACUCGAUGCUCGCUCUGCGCACCAUCGCCAACCUGUGGACUGACGCGCACGCGCUCGGCGACCUCGAAGUCAACGCGCUCAGCCUGCUCGGCAGCCUCAGCGAGACGCAUUACGCCCAGCUCGGCAAAAACGGGCGGAUCGCCUUUGCGACCGUGGUGUACAACGCCACUGCCCAGAUGGUCGGCGCGACGGGCAGCAACAGUGCAGCAGGGAUCACAUUGGGACUGGUCAAUGAGGUGCUGGCUUCAGAGGCGGGCGCGGCGGCGGGAGAGAGCGAGGCGGUGUACAGGAUCCUCGUGGCGCUGGGCAACUUGCUGUGCUCGUCGGCCGGUGCGAGUUUGAGUCGCACCAAGUUGGAUACGGCGAGGCAGGCGAUCGGGAGGAUUGCAGCGACCAAGCUGGGCGAGGAACAGCGAAUUGCGCAGAUUGUCGACGAGGUGCGCGGCUUGUUCUGA